CGGAAGCGCCCGUUCAGUCUGAACCUUAGAUAGACCUUUUGAGGAGUAGUUCGUUUACUUGCCAUGGCGACAACAAUCCACAAACGAUGACUCUGCGCGGAAACAUUUUUAUCUGUGCUCUGGGUGUUUUGUUGUGUUUGUUUGUCGGAGUUUUAUCCGGAUUUUCUUCAGUAACGAAGCAACAACAACAAACCCAGAGUCUGGACGGGAAAUGGAGUCUAUCAAACUCCAAUGGCUCACUGUUACUGCCCGCAGAGGUGCCUGGAUGUGUUCAUUCAGCUCUGCAGCAGCAGGGAUACAUCCAGGACCCGUAUUUUAGGUUCAACGACUUAUCAUAUCGGUGGAUCGCUUUUGACAACUGGACAUACACAACCACAUUUAAGGUUUCUGCCCAAGUGAGGACCAAACAGAAGGUGCUACUUGCCUUUGACGGUGUGGACACUGUUGCAUCUAUUUGGCUCAAUGGAGACAUUUUGGGCAACACGGACAACAUGUUUCGUAGAUAUGACUUCUCGGUCAGAGACUUGCUGAAGGACGGGGACAAUGUCCUCACAGUGAGAUUCCUGUCUCCAGUUCUUUAUGCGUCUGAACGGAGGAAAGCUCAUUCUGCCUACAGAGUUCCUCCCGAGUGUCCUCCAGAUGUUCAGAAGGGGGAGUGUCACGUCAAUUUCAUCAGGAAAGAGCAAAGCUCUUUCAGUUGGGACUGGGGGCCUUCGUUUCCCACCAUGGGACUGUGGAAAGGAGUUCGACUGGAAGCAUUUGAUGUCCUGCAGCUCAUCCAGGUCUCCUCUGUCCCUCUAUACAAUCUCAGCCUGGCUCAGUGGAGAGUCCAGGUUGAGCUUCUUGUUGAUGCAGUUCAGACAACAGAUGGCCAAGUCACUCUCUCCAUACCUGAGCUGGACACGGAGCAGACCUUCCAGACACAGUUUCCCUCUGGAAAGACCAAGAACACCUUCAUCUUAUACAUAAAUACGAGCAGCCAGGUGAAGCUGUGGUGGCCCAACAGACACGGUGGCCAACCUUUUUACCAGCUGACUGUCAGGGGUUUUCAGGAUGGAUUUUUAAUCCUGAAUACAAAGUCCAAGGUGUAUUUUCGCACAGUGGAACUCGUCCAGGAGCCAAUUGUUGGGUCUCCAGGCCUGAGCUUUUAUUUCCGCAUCAAUGGGAAACCAGUUUUCCUCAAAGGCUCCAACUGGAUCCCAGCCCACUCCUUCCAGGACCAGAUCUCACCUGCUGUUUUAAGGAACUUGUUGCAGUCAGCAGCGGAUGCUAACAUGAACACUCUCAGGGUCUGGGGAGGAGGAGUGUACGAACAGGAUCUUUUCUACAGUAUCUGUGAUGAGCUGGGAAUUAUGAUUUGGCAGGACUUCAUGUUUGCCUGCGCUAUGUAUCCCACUGAGGAUGACUUCAUUCAGACAGUAAGAGAAGAGGUCACCCAACAGGUUCAGCGCCUCAAGUCUCACCCAUCUAUAAUAAUUUGGAGUGGAAACAAUGAAAAUGAGGCUGCUCUGGCAACAGACUGGUUCAGUAUCCCAGCUUCCCAGAGGCCUGUAUACACUAAAGACUAUGUGACGCUGUAUGUGAACAACAUAAGGAAGAUUGUGCAAGAAGAGGACCAGAGCCGCCCGUUUCUCGUCUCCAGUCCGACCAAUGGGGCUGAAUCAGAGCAGGAGGGAUGGGUGGCAAAGAACCCCUACGAUAAUCACUACGGGGACACUCAUUUCUACAGCUACUUCCUUGACUGCUGGGACUGGCGGACUUUCCCUCGCACACGUUUCGCCUCUGAGUACGGCUUCCAGUCCUGGCCUUCCUUCUCCACUCUGCAGCCGGUUUCCGUAAAAGAGGAUUGGAACUACGACAGCAAUUUCACUUCUCAUCGUCAGCACCAUCAGGCCGGGAACCAGGAGAUGUUACUGCAGGCUGCUUUACACUUCCACCUGCCGAACUCCACAGAUCCACUGAAGAGAUUUACAGACACCCUCUACAUCACUCAGGUCAUGCAGGCUCAGUGUGUGAAGACUCAGACAGAGUUUUAUCGGCGGAGUCAGACCGAGAUUAUCGAGGGCAAAGGUCACACUAUGGGCGCCCUCUACUGGCAGCUCAAUGAUAUUUGGCAGGCGCCUUCCUGGUCAUCAAUCGAGUUUGGUGGGAAGUGGAAAAUGCUGCAUUAUUUUGCACAGAACUUCUUUGCGGCCGUCCUUCCUGUUGGGUUUGAGGAUGCAGACACGCUGUUCAUCUACGCCGUCUCAGACCUGAGUCACGACCUGAAGCUCACGGCUGUGGUGACCGUGUACUCCUGGACUGAUCAAGAUCCUGUGUGCACACGGAAGUCGGACCUGGUCCUGGUCCCCGGUGGCAGCGCUGUGGCCAUUUUCAAACAGCCAGUCCCCGCCCUGCUGGCGGGGUGUGGACGCUGCACCCGGCUCACCUGCCUGCUCACCUUCCACCUGGAGGACAGCAGCGGCCAGCAGGGUCCCACCAACCACCACUUCCUCUGCUCACCCAAAGACGCCCAGGGACUCCGGAGACCGAGCAUCACUGCCAAAGUGCAGGAGGACGAGUACGGCCUCACCGUCACCCUUCACACUGCCUCUGUGGCUCCUUUUGUGUGGCUCGACGUGGGAAACGUCCCCGGGCGCUUCAGCUCCAACGGCUUCCUGAUGGUUUCCAGAAACAUAACGGUCAGUUUUAAAGCGUGGCGUCCAACCAGCGUCGCAGAGCUCUCCAGAUCCCUCACCAUCACAUCUUUAACUGACGUAUACUGACCUGAGACCAGCUUGCUAGUAUGAAGGCAGUAGAUGGGAAAGUGGUGGCAUCCUCUGUCUGAACAGGCACAGACUCUGGAGCUAAAUGGCCAUUUAAGUGUCUUUUAAAAGAGAUAUUGUGCCUGAGGCUUGAUUCUUGUGCAGUUUUUAAGGUCUGCAGUCUGGUGCCAAUGUCAAAACUUGUUUUCUUUCCAAACAAAGCAGGAAGAAGCAGGGAAACUCUGGGACACUUUAGGUUUUUACAUUCUGCUUUCAUUCAUUCAAAGGAAUGACCAAUACCAAUCCAGUUUUAAUAAAGGUGAACAGGAUGAACUGGCCAAUACCACCUGGUUCCACACCUCUAAAUCACCCACAUCUCAGACUUCUUCUGUGAUUUAAAUGGGUGAAUUAUAAAUCAAUUGAAAUGAAAUGGUCUUAUUAUCAGUCUAGACCAACAUCAGAUAUUUAAUAAAAUUCCAGACAUUGAUCCAAACCAAAGAUGUCUUCCUGCACAUCAGUAAACGUAAUCUGGACAGAUGACUGUAAAUUGUGCACUGAAAACUAUUGUGUUUUCAGUGUGUUUUGCACAUUAUUCAGAUCUUUAACAGAGCAGAGACUCUAACACUUGACAUUAUGGAUGUGUUGUAUCACACACAGCACUCUCCAAAAAAAUUCUAUUGUUUCGUAUUUGUUUUCGGUUUCGAUCGGUUUGUAAAUAUUGUUGCUUUAAACGUGUUUUUCUGCUAAUCAGUGUUACAUGAAUCAGUGCUCAUUACGUGAAGUGUGGAGCCGAACACUUUUUACAGACACUGUAAAUUAAUGAUUUUAGAAAUAAGUAAUAAACACUGAAAACAGUAAGCCAUGCAUAUAUUUUUUACAGUACCUUCCAAUAGCUGUAUAUUAGGCAGUUAAAAUUAAAUUUCAACUUAAUGACUUUAUUAAUGGUUAAUUAUUCACCAAUGCUUUGUAGAUCAGUUAGCCAUAGGCUGAAUAAGAACAACUUUUGUGUUGCCAGGUUGUGUAAAAUCUUCUGCCAGAGCGAUGUAGCUUAUUUUUAUAGCUCUUUAAUUUAUUAGGAGACUCACAUGCAGUAAUAAUUAUCACCCAAUAACAUAACACUGAC
Molecule: messenger RNA, 3867 nt
Organism: Toxotes jaculatrix (banded archerfish)
Lineage: Eukaryota; Metazoa; Chordata; Actinopteri; Toxotidae
Gene: manba
Product: mannosidase, beta A, lysosomal
Exons: 17
Coding region: 87-2765 (892 amino acids)
Biological process (GO): glycoprotein catabolic process; carbohydrate metabolic process
Molecular function (GO): beta-mannosidase activity
Source: RefSeq, a predicted model, not a curated record